GGAUGACACCGCGAAUGACGUGGCGCCCUGUCCUCCAACUCCACUCUAAUCCGCGCCCCUCGCCACCACUCGCCACCGCCCCUCUCCGCCUCCCUCCUCCGCCAUGGACGCUCUCUUCAUCAACUCCUCUCUCUCUCGCCUCAAACCCGCACCUAAGCCAUCUCUCCACCCUCCCUUUUCUCACUCCCUCUCCCUCAAAUCCGCCGCCGCCCCCAGCUUCACCACCACCGUCGCCUUCGCCGUACAAAACCAGGAGACCCAAAAGCCUCCCACCUUCUUCCAAGACCAGAACGUCGCCGACGGCGACGAGGACGAAUCCUACGGCGAAGUCGACAAGAUCAUCGGCAGCCGCCGCGCCCUCGCGGACGGCGGGCCGGGCAUGGAGUACCUCAUCCAGUGGAAGGACGGCCACGACCCCUCGUGGGUCCCCUCCGCGGCCAUCGCCGCCGACGUCGUCGCCGAGUACGAGUCCCCCUGGUGGACGGCCGCCAAGAAGGCCGACGAGUCCGCCCUCCGCGCCCUCCUCGAGGCCGGCGGCGACUUCCGCGACGUCGACGCGGUGGACGCCGACGGCCGGACCGCCCUCCACUUUGUGUCGGGCCUCGGCUCGGAGCCCUGCGCACGGCUACUCGCGGAGGCGGGCGCCGACCUCGACCUCCGCGACGCCAGCGGCGGGCUGACCGCGCUCCACAUGGCGGCCGGCUACGUGAGGCCCGGGGUGGUGAAGCUGCUGGUGGAGCAGGGCGCCGACCCGGAGGCCGAGGACGACAGGGGCCGGACGCCGGUGGACCUGGCGAGGGAGGUCCUCCGGGCGACGCCGCCGGUGCAGUUCGCGCGGCGGCUGGGGCUGGAGGCGGUGGUCCGGGAGCUGGAGGGCGCGGUGUUCGAGUACGCGGAGGUGCAGGAGAUCAUGGAGAGGAGGGGGAAGGGGGAGAACGAGGAGUACCUGGUGAAGUGGAAGGACGGCGGGGAGAACGAGUGGGUGAAGGCAAGGUUCGUGGCGGAGGAUCUGGCGCGGGACUACGAGGCCGGGCUGGAGUACGCGGUGGCGGAGGCGGUGGCGGGGAAGCGCGUGGGGGACGACGGGCGGAUGGAGUACCUGGUGAAGUGGGUGGACAUGGAGGACGCCACGUGGGAGCCGGAGGAGAACGUGGACCCCGAGCUCGUGGCGGAGUUCGAGGCGGCCCAAGGUGGGAAUGGGAAUGGGAGUGGGAGUGGGAGUGGGCCGAGCUGAGGGGAGCUUGGGCCCAAAUCGGAUUGGAUUUGGGUCCGAUUCUUUGUUCCCUUUUUUGGCAUUUUAGACGAUGUCGAAAGGGCUUAUCUAUCGCAUGCAUGCUCUUCGAGUUCGAAAAGUCACUCAUCGUGAUGAAGAAGUCACUGAAAUUGAAUUUAGUCACUUGAUGUACCAGUGAAAUGGUUUCCCGAAUUCUAAUUGGUACGUUCGAGACUUGGAAACUCAA
Messenger RNA from Eucalyptus grandis, 1460 nucleotides. Its product is annotated as signal recognition particle 43 kDa protein, chloroplastic. Lineage: Eukaryota; Viridiplantae; Streptophyta; Magnoliopsida; Myrtales; Myrtaceae. Gene Ontology annotation, molecular function: protein binding. Gene Ontology annotation, cellular component: cytoplasm; nucleus. The coding region runs from base 104 to 1234 and encodes 376 amino acids. The record is from RefSeq and is a predicted model, not a curated record. The transcript has a single exon.